Molecule: messenger RNA, 402 nt
Organism: Fusarium vanettenii 77-13-4
Lineage: Eukaryota; Fungi; Ascomycota; Sordariomycetes; Hypocreales; Nectriaceae
Exons: 2
Coding region: 1-402 (133 amino acids)
Source: RefSeq, a predicted model, not a curated record
AUGUCGCUUGUUUCGAUUGUUGUCCUUGUGAGGCCUGUGAGGAGGCUUCUCGUUGUGAGGCCCGGUAGGAGGCCGUCUCCUCUCGCAAGGCUCGUGAGGAGUCCUCUCCAUGGGAGGCCCUCGUGGAUUCCCCUUCUCGUACGCUUUACCGACUUUCAUGGUUCGCCUGAUGAGUUGGCGAAUCCUCUGGCUGCCUCAUCAAAGAUGGACCAUGUUAGUAAUGAGCGCCUUCUGGGGGCUCACAAAGACAGUAACACCCAAGCGUCAUGUCAAUACUAUGACGCAGGCUUGAUCGAUAUAACCGCAGCCUGCUGGCUCCCGGUCAAUCAGUUUGUGCCGGUUCUUCCAGCCCAUGAGCGGAGUGUUGCAGUCAUCGAUCAGGAACAACAGAGCCUUCGGUGA